AUGUCUUCUGUGAAGAAUAUUCUUUCCUUAGUCGCGCUGCUUGCCGGCGCCAGGACAGCCUAUGCUGGCUUUGAUCCUUCGAGCUAUAACAACGUUGCUAUCUACUGGGAUACGAAUGUUGAUCUAAAAGGUAAUCCCCGCUCGCCUUUCUCGUAUCCAUCGAGGGCCCAGGUGGAGUCCCUCAGAUCAACUUCGCGAACCAGGGUGAUCCCUGCAAGCCAUUCCCAGGCACCGACCUUCUCCACUGUCCGCAGAUUGGGUAAAUCUCCCUUGCUUAUUUUUCAGUGGACAUGUAUGAGUAUACAUAGUAUGACAACCCGUGCUGAUCGGUCAAUUAGAGCGGAUAUCAAAAGGUGCCAGGCGAAAGGAAAGACCAUCCUCCUAUCCAUCGGUGGAGCAACCUACAGCGAAGGCGGCUUCAGGUCUGCCGAAGAUGCCGUGGCUGGUGCCAAUAUGCUGUGGGAUAUCUUUGGGCCGGCUAAGCCGAACUCCUCCGCCCUCCGCCCCUUUGAUGACGCCGUUAUCGAUGGAUUCGAUCUCGACUUUGAAGCAACCGUGUCGAACAUGGUUCCGUUUGCGAAACAGCUACGCGCCCUGUAUGAUGCCGACAAGUCCAAGUCGUAUUAUCUGACUGCUGCUCCUCAGUGUCCCUACCCAGACCUAAACAACAGGGAGAUGUUGGAAGGCGGUGUGAAGUUUGAUGCCCUAUUUAUUCAGUUCUACAACAACUAUUGUGGUCUUACCAGCUUUACACCCGGCGUCCAGGCACAGAACAAUUUCAACUUUGCGGAUUGGGACAACUUUGCGAAGACUGUCUCUGCAAACCCCAAUGUCAAAAUCAUGAUUGGCGCUCCUGCAAACAGGGGGGCAGCCGGCUCUGGUUAUGUCGACGCAAACACGCUCGCCAACAUUAUGAACUGGAGCAAGCAAUUCCCAAGUUUCGGUGGAGCGAUGAUGUGGGAUGCCAGUCAGGCUUGGGCCAAUGGCGGCUUUACCUCGACCGUGAAGAGCGCUCUGCGUGCCGGGAGCUCCCGUGUUAUGCGGAAAUCAUACUCUGGAUCCUACACCGGAUACUGA
Messenger RNA from Microsporum canis CBS 113480, 1077 nucleotides. Its product is annotated as chitinase 4. NCBI's taxonomy places the organism in Eukaryota, Fungi, Ascomycota, Eurotiomycetes, Onygenales, Arthrodermataceae. Gene Ontology annotation, molecular function: chitinase activity. The coding region runs from base 1 to 1077 and encodes 358 amino acids. The transcript is spliced from 3 exons. Gene Ontology annotation, cellular component: extracellular region. Gene Ontology annotation, biological process: carbohydrate metabolic process. The record is from RefSeq and is a predicted model, not a curated record.